AUGUCUGAAUCGACAAUUGUCUCCAACACGGCCAACCUUGAGAAGUACCUCAAGUUGAGCCAGAAGGGCUCCAUCAUCGCCGAGUACGUCUGGAUUGACGGCUCCAACGGCGUCCGCUCCAAGUGCAGGACUCUCAAGUCGAAACCCUCCGCAGUUGAGGAGCUCCCCGAAUGGAACUUCGACGGCUCGUCGACGGGCCAGGCCCCCGGCGACAACUCUGAUGUCUACCUCCGCCCCGUCGCCUUCUACCCCGAUCCCUUCCGCCUUGGCGACAACAUCCUCGUCAUGUGCGAGACCUGGGGCUCCGACGGCAAGCCCAACGCCUACAACUUCCGCCACGAUGCCGCCAUCGUGAUGGAGGCCCACAAGGAGCACGACUUCUGGUUCGGUCUCGAGCAGGAGUACACCCUUCUCGACCAGAACGGCUGGCCCUAUGGCUGGCCCAAGGGUGGUUACCCCGGUCCCCAGGGCCCUUACUACUGCGGUGUCGGCACCGGCAAGGUCUUCUGCCGUGACAUCGUUGAGGCUCACUACAAGGCCUGCUUGUACGCUGGCAUCAACAUUUCCGGCACCAACGCCGAGGUCAUGCCGGCUCAGUGGGAGUACCAGGUCGGUCCCUGCACGGGCAUCAACAUGGGCGACGAGCUCUGGAUGUCCAGGUUUAUCCUCCACCGCGUUGCUGAGGAGUUCGGUGCCGUCGUCACCUUCGCUCCCAAGCCCAUCCCCGGUGACUGGAACGGUGCCGGUCUGCACACCAACGUUUCCACCAAGGAGAUCCGUGCCGAGGGCGGUAUGAAGCACAUCGAGGCCGCCAUGGAGAAGCUUGCUCUCAGGCAAGCCGAGCACAUGGCCGUCUACGGCGAGGGCAACCAGGCGCGCAUGACUGGCAGGCACGAGACUGCGUCGUAUGACAAGUUCUCUUGGGGCGUCGCCAACCGUGGCUCCUCGGUCCGUGUUCCUCGUGCCGUCGCUGCCGAGGGCAAGGGCUACUUCGAGGACCGCCGCCCCGCGUCGAAUGCCGACCCCUACCAGGUCACUGGUAUCGUCGUCGAGACCCUCUGCGGCAAGGUCGAGGGUGCUGACGUCGCCGGCAAGGCCGCCGAGACUGCUGAGCUCGAGGCCAAGGCGUAA
This is a messenger RNA of Lasiodiplodia theobromae, 1131 nucleotides long. RefSeq names its product Glutamine synthetase. The record is from RefSeq and is a predicted model, not a curated record. The transcript is spliced from 5 exons. Gene Ontology annotation, cellular component: cytoplasm. Lineage: Eukaryota; Fungi; Ascomycota; Dothideomycetes; Botryosphaeriales; Botryosphaeriaceae. The coding region runs from base 1 to 1131 and encodes 376 amino acids. Gene Ontology annotation, molecular function: glutamine synthetase activity.